Bathycoccus prasinos is the source of this 1701-nucleotide messenger RNA. RefSeq names its product xaa-Pro dipeptidase. Bases 1 to 1701 code for a protein of 566 amino acids. Gene Ontology annotation, molecular function: metalloaminopeptidase activity; manganese ion binding. The record is from RefSeq and is a predicted model, not a curated record. NCBI's taxonomy places the organism in Eukaryota, Viridiplantae, Chlorophyta, Mamiellophyceae, Mamiellales, Bathycoccaceae. The transcript has a single exon.
AUGCAUCAAAACGAGCAUUUCAAAGGGGUUACUUCUAAAAAAGCUAUACGAGAUGAAAGCUACAUCGAGAGAGUUUUAUGGAUGAAACUCCCUCUUUUCCUCAAAAGGAAAAGUUGGAUGCUCCUCGCCACGUCUUCUGCAACAACACCUCUCCUCGUCGUCGACGUCGCCAGUCGUCGUCGUCGUCGUAACAACACGAAAGCGAUGACAACGUCGUCGUCAUCAUCAUUCCAAAUGGGUCGCGAUACCUUACGCGUCGACUUUGAACUUCACCGAGAGAAUCGAUUGCGAUUGGCGCAGGCGAUGGAAGAGAAAAUCAACGCGGAGAAGAAGAAGACCAAGAAGGAACGUAACCUCGUCUUGGUGGAAUCCGGGAAGCAAACGCAGAGAUACGGCACGGACAACGAACCUUUGUUCAGACAAGAGUCGUAUUUUCACUGGAUGUUUGGCUGUCGCGAGAGCGAUUGUUUCGGAGCGCUCGACGUGGAGAAAAAGAAAGCAAUAUUGUUCGUCCCUCGGUUACCGGACGAGUACGUCGUUUGGAUGGGGAAACCGCUCUCGAACGAGGAGUUAGCGUCAAAAUAUAAAAUAGAAGAGGUGCGAUAUGCGGACGAGUUAGAGGCGUAUUUAGAGGAGGAAGGAGUUACGGCGCUCGUGCACGUGUUGAGCGGAACGAAUACGGAUUCGGGUUUGCCGACGUUGAAAGCGAACGUUCCUUCUUCGUCUAAAGUAGAAAUAGACGAAUCCAUCUUGUUCGAAGAGAUUACGCUGUUGCGAACGUUGAAAACAAAAAGAGAACAGGAAGUUUUGGAAUACGCUUCGAAAAUUUCCUCUCAAGCGCACGUCGCCGCGAUUAAAAGUUUACAGCCGGGAACUAUGGAGUAUCAACUGGAGGCGGCGUUUUUACACCACAUUUAUAACCAAGGCGGAAUGAGAUUCAGCAGUUACCCGUCAAUCUGCGCGAGUGGAAACAACGCGGCUGUACUUCACUACGGCCACUCCGGCGCGCCGAACGAUAAAGAAUGUAAAUCGGGAGAAUUAGUUCUGAUGGAUAUGGGAGGUGAGUACCAUUGCAUGUGCGCAGAUAUCACGACGACCGUCCCGGUGAGUGGAAAAUUUACCUCCGACCAAAAGAUUUUCUACGACGGCGUUUUGCAAGCGCACAAGGACGUUCUGGCAAACAUUAAGCCUGGCGCAGUUUGGACUGACUUGCACCUGCUCGCGGAACGAAGUAUUUUAUCCAUGCUCCAAAAGUUAAACGUCCUCAACGAGAGCUCGAGCAUGGAAGAAAUGCUCGAAAACAGAGUGUGCGCGGUUUUCAUGCCGCACGGUUUGGGGCAUUUACUCGGCAUCGACACGCACGACGUCGGCGGUUACGGUUUACGAAAUUCUCGAGAUCGAAUUUUAAAACCAGGCUUGAAAUCCUGUCGAACCGCGAAAGCGCUCGAGGAAAAUAACGUCAUGACGGUCGAACCCGGGUGCUACUUCGUCGACGCGCUCAUAGACGACGUCAACAUGAGCGAAAACGUCAAGAAGUGCAUAAAUUUCGAUACCAUCGAUAAAAAGUUCCGAGGAUUUGGCGGGGUACGAAUAGAGGAUAACUUAGUCGUCACCAAAACCGGAUGUAAAAGUUGGACGAACGUUCCGAGAGAAACCGAGGACAUCGAAAGAGUCAUGAGCGGCGAACUCGUUUGGCCUUAA